UGGUAGUCUCCCAUAUAAUAACAUGUGACCUGACCUUUGUCAUGUAAUUUGUAAACACUUGAAUAGGUCUACUUUCAUUUUAACCUGUUAUCAAAUAUAUGAGGUUUCAAAGGUUGUCAGCCGUUUGUACAAACCAGUUUCUAUAAGAGACAUUAUUCAACUGCUCAACCAACCACUUGGUUUGAUUGAUAAUGUAAAAUGUCUGCCACUGCUGUGGAUGUGGUGGUUGUGGGUGCAGGGAUAUCUGGCCUCUCGUGUGCGCGCUACCUCCUGCGCAAGGACACCUCGCUGAAAGUGAUGGUUGUGGAGGCUAAAGAUAGAGUCGGUGGGCGUACCCUGUCGGUGCCCAUGAAGACUGCAACUGGAACCAACACAUGGGAUCUGGGCGCACACUGGGUCGGGAGAUGUCAGCCCCACAUCAUGAGACUGAUUGAGGAACUGGAGCUUCAAGUGCAUCCUCAGUACUUGAAGGGGAGGAAAUUCCUACAAGUUGGGAAAGACAACUCAAUCAAGAGUUACUCCUCCGACAUCCCAACACUGUCCUUGUUAGGACUGUUGGAUUUAGAUAGGGCCAUGAAAAAGAUUGACACAUUGGCAAGGGAGAUCUCUCAGAGUGACCCAUAUGGACACAAGAGAGCUGCUGAGUUUGACGGGAUGACAUUGGAGACCUACAUCAACAAUACCAUGUGGAUUGGAGAGUCCAAGGAGACCCUGAGCAUAGCUAUCCGUGCUGUGCUAGGUGUCGAGUUGGCUGAUGUCUCCCUCCUGUACUUCCUCACUUACGUGUCGGCAGCUGGGGGUCUGAAACAGCUCGUGGAGGCCACACCCUUUACAGCACAGGAAUACACCGUACAGGGUGGUACCCAGCAGAUUUCACUCAGCAUAGCAGAAGAGCUGGGAGACAGCAGGUUGAGGCUGUCAGAGCCGGUAACCAGCAUAACACAGGAAGAGCACUUGGUUACCGUGACAACCAACAAUGGCUCUGUGUUCAAGUGCAAGAAAGUGGUGCUAGCCAUACCUCCUAACCAGUUUGCAAGAAUCCAGUUUGUUCCUGCAAUCCCAACUGUCAUGAAGGAGCUUCACAAGAGAAUGCCCAUGUCAAACUAUGUGAAAUUCCUCAUCACCUACAAACAGGCAUUCUGGCGCGAUCAAGGUUACUCUGGUGAGAUAGUGACCAAUGGGGGACCAUGCCAUAUGAAGGUGGCCUGCAGUUGUGGGCCACUAAGCUUCAGCUAUGACGACACAUCGGCCAGUGGUGAUCCUGCAUUGGUUGCCUUCAUGGCCGGGUCACAGGCUAUAGACUGGCGACAGCAAACUCCAGAAAAUCGCAGAAAAGCAGUACUAGAAGGUCUGGCCCAGUUUUUUGGUGCACAGGUCCACGAGUAUGUAGAUUUCCAAGAGAAGGACUGGGACAGUGAGCCAUUCUGUGAGGGAGGCCCUGUGUGCUGCGCGACCCCAGGUGCCAUGAGAUUCUAUGUGCAGGGACUGAGGAAACCAGUCGGAAACAUCCACCUGGCUGGCACAGAGACUGCCACUGUUUGGACUGGUUACAUGUCUGGAGCUGUACAGGCUGGAUACCGAGCUGCCAUGGAGGUACUAGAGUGCCUGAGACCGGGAACCGUCUCACAACAGGAAGUUGAGCAGAAUGAGCAAACCUACAAGCCAGUCUGCUGAACAUUCAGCCUUCUAGCAAUAUUUUACCUAAUAGAUUAGUAUGAAAUGCAUAACUUUUAUGAGCAGACAUAAACACUUGUUUACCCUCUUAUAAAACUGCCUGUCACACAAUUUGCUAAACCAAUAGAUUAUAUAAUAUUUACAUAGAAAUUUGUGUUUAUCAACAUGCAGAAUCCUUGUACAAUCUUCAGUAUCAAACAGUGAGUGCCAUACAAUGCAUCAUUUUCGUAUUUUUAAUGCAGAAAAUAAACAGCUUUGUUAUACAUAUCAGCUGUAUCAUGCAAAAAUGAGUCUCAUGCCUGCAAAUCUGGUCAGGAGCUACCCUGUCUACUAUAAAGUCACAAACAAAAUUUCAGGUGUCAUUAGAAUUCCUCCUAAUAAGACUGCAGUAAUGCUAUACAAUGCUGCAUAAGGCAUAAAACCCAUUUUUGGAUGACAGAUUAUGGUCGUAGAUCAGUAACUUCUGCACUUAAAGCAGACACCGUCUGGUUUCAAUUAAGUUAAAAUGUAAUUAAGUAUAAUUUAAGUACAUGAAAUGCCUUGUCUAAAUUUGUAAAGAAGUAACCCAAUGUCAACAUGCCAUACAGACGUUGCUUUACUUCCCAUCAUACUCUUAACAGCAUCAAGUUAGAUGCAUACAUGAUGCCUGAACAUUAAAGUUAUAAAACAAAACACCUCUAAUAUUAAACUGUUACUUUAACAAAGAAUUUCCAACACUAUUAUCUAUAGACAGAUAAUCUUUUUACAUGUAUUGAGCAGUCUCUUGAUAGUUUCAUGUAAAUGUUUACUUGAUGAUAAUGUUAAUAAAGCAUGGCAUGGUAACUUAAAUUUACAUAUUCAGUCAAAAGUGUAUUUGUGAAAAAGAAUCGUACAUUACGAAGUUAAAAAACACACCAAUUGUUUUGUGUAAGUUACUUCCUUGUUGGAAUACUCAUACUUUCCUGUGAAAGCUUAAAUGGUCUAAAUGUCUAUUCAUCUAGUUCUAUGACCGAUGGGGGGCUGGGCAUUUGUCCUAAUUAUGGCUAUAUAUGGCUAUGUAAAACCUUCUUAACACUCUAGAGGCCACAUUUAUUGUCCAAUCUUCAUGAAACUUGGUCUGAAGAUUUGUCCCAACAAUAUCUGGAUGACUUAGAAAAUGGUUCAGGUUGGUUGAAAAACAUGGCCGCCAGGGGGCAGGGCAUUUUUCCUUACAUGGCUUUAGUGAAAACUUGACACUUGGUCAGAACAUUUGUUUAAUGAUAUCUUGUACAAGUUUGAAAAUGGUUCCAGUCUGUUAAAACAAGAGGACCUGAAAUGCCCAAAGUCGCUCACCUGAGAUUCAAAGGAACUGACCUGUUCUGUGCAGCCCCAGAUGUCAUUAGAAACAAUAUGUUCUUACCAACUUUCAUGACUAGUGAACACCCUGGCAGCCUCGUUUUUCAACAGACCAGAACCAUUUUCAUACACAUCCAAGAUAUCAUUUAAACAAAUAUACUGACAAAGGUUCAUGAAGAUUCAUAAGUCCAUAUAAGGAAAAAUGCCACGCCCACUGGCAGCCAUGUUUUUCCACCAACCUGAACCAUUUUCGAACUCAUCCAAGAUAUCAUUAGGACAAAUCUUCUGACCAAGUUUCAUGAAGAUCGGAAAAUAAAUGUGGCCUCUAUAGUGUUAACAAGGUUUUACUAUAGCCAUAUAAGGAAAAAUGCCCCGCCCACUGGCGGCCAUGUUUUUCAACCAACUGACAUCAUUUUUGUUCUUUUCCAAGAUAUUAUUGGGAUGAAUCUUCUGACCAAGUUUCAUGAAGAUUGGAAAAUAAAUGUGGCCUCUAGAGUGAUAACAAGAUUUUACUAUAGCCAUAUAAGGAAAAAUGCCCCGCCCCUUGGCAGCCAUGUUUUUCAAGCAAACGUAACCAUUUUCGCACUCAUCCAAAAUAUCAUUGAGACCAAUUUUCUGACCAAAUUUCAUGAAGAUUGGACAAUAAAUGUGGCCUCUAGAGUGUUCACAAGGUUUUACUAUAGCCAUAUAAGGAAAAAUGCCCCGACCCUUGGCAGCCAUGUUUUUCAUGCAAACGUAACCAUUUUCGUACUCAUCCAAGAUAUCAUACAGACCAAUCUUCUGACCAAAUUUCAUGAAGAUUGGACAAUAAAUGUGGCCUCUAGAGUGUAAACAAGGUUUUACUUCAGCCAUAUAAGGAAAACUGCCCCGCCCCCUGGCAGCCAUGUUUUUUCACCGAUCUGGACCAUUUUGGAACUCGUCCGAGAUAUCAAUGAAACCAAUGUUUUGACCAAGUUUCAUGAUGAUUGCGCAAAAAUUGUGAUUUUGUUGACAUAUUUCUCUAUAGCCAUAUAAGGAAUACUGCCCCGCCCCCUGGUGGCCAUGUUUUUCAACGCACCGGAACCAUUUUUUAACUCAACCAACAUAUCAUUUAGACAAACAAUUUACCAAGUUUCAUGAAGAUUGGGCAUCAAAUGUGACUUCUACAGUGUUCACAAGGUUUUUCUUUUUUUUGACCUAGUGACCUAGUUUUUGACCCAGCAUGACCCAGUUUCAUACUCAAUUGAGGUAUCAAUGGGACAAAUGUUCUGACCAAAUUUCAUGAAGAUCAGGCAAUAAAUGUGGCCUCUAGAGUGUUCACAAGGCAAAAUGUUUACGACGACGACGGACAAAAGGCGAUCACAAAAGCUCACCAUGAGCGAGCUAAAAAACAUGGCCACCAGGUGGCAGGGAAGUUAUCCUUAUAUGGAUAUAGUAAAACCUUGUUAGCACUCUAAAAGUUGCAUUAAUAGUUCACUCUUUAGAAACUAGGUCAGAACAUUUGUUCUAAUGAUAUUUUGGGCUGAACAGUUCCUUUGUAUUUCAGGUGAGUGACAUUGGGCCUUUCAGACUUGUUACUCAUUAAUCUUACUCCAUUUGAAACAAAUUGAACAUUGAGCUCAGUAUUGGGUUAAUUGUCCUAAGCAUUAAAAUAAAACAGAAUAAGUUGCGUUCAUGAUAAAAUUUAUUUUAAUAAUGUCAUACUUCAGUGUAUGUCCAUAAUAAAAACAUCUAAGAAGACCUCAGACGAUAUAAUAACAAGAGGUCCGAGACAGAUACACCCCCUUCCCAAACAGGGCCUUGACACCCAUCACUCAAUGCUUUGAUGACAUAUCAAACAGAAACCAAUUUAACACUCAAUGUCAAAGUGACCUUGACCUUUGAACUAGUGACCCAAUUUCAAUAGGGGUCAUCUAAUGACUCUGUUCAAGGGCAAUGCACCGUGAAGUAUCAAGCCGAUCAGUCAAUUCACUGUCGAGUUAUUGAUCAGAAACAAUUUUCACAUUCAUUGUGACCUUGAACUUUGACCUAGCGACCCCCAUUUCAAUAGGGAUCAUCUACUGUCCAAGGUCAAUGCAAAUGGGAAGUAUCAAGCCAAUUGGUUGAAGAGUUAUUGAUCAGAAACGAUUUUCACGCUUAUUGUGACAGUUACCUUGACCUCGUGACCCCAAUUUCAAUAGGGGUCAUAUACUGUCUAAGGCCAAUGCACAUGUUAAGUAUCAAGCCAAUUGGUCAAUUUGUUGACGAGUAAUGAUUAAGAAACGCUUUGCAACUUAUUGUGAAUUUUGACCUAGUGACCUCAAUAUCAAUAGGGUCUUUUUCUGUCCAAAGCCAAUGCACAUGUUAAGUAUAAAGCCUAUCGGUCAAUAUGAUAACAAGUUAUUAAUCGGAAACAAACUGGUCUACCGACAGACAGACCAACCGACUGACAUCCAGCACAAUAAUAUACCCCCUCUUCUUUGAAAGAGGGCAUACAUAUACUGUUAUAUUCAUAACCUGUGACCAGUGACAUACAAUUUAAUUCUAAUUACAUUGUUGCAACAACAGUAAAACAAUGUGAAGAAUCAUUAA
Molecule: messenger RNA, 5538 nt
Organism: Dreissena polymorpha
Lineage: Eukaryota; Metazoa; Mollusca; Bivalvia; Myida; Dreissenidae
Product: probable flavin-containing monoamine oxidase A
Exons: 11
Coding region: 199-1674 (491 amino acids)
Molecular function (GO): oxidoreductase activity
Source: RefSeq, a predicted model, not a curated record